CUUCAAAAAAAAUUCAAACUUUUCAGCAUUUCCAACGCCGAAACCCAUCUUUUUAUUCAAUCCCCCCUUUCCUUUGAGCUUUCUUGUUAGAAGAAAUAUGAGAAUGGAAGAAGACGGCAGCGGCGAUCUUGAAGUUCCCUCCUAUUUCCUCUGCCCAAUUUCCCUCCAAUUGAUGAGAGAUCCGGUGACCAUCUCCACCGGCAUUACCUACGACCGAUCCAACAUCGAGAAAUGGCUCUUCUCAUGCAACAAGAGAACUUGCCCCAUCACGAAACAGCCCUUGUCCGAUCCCGAUCUGGUAACCCCAAACCACACCCUUCGCCGUUUGAUCCAAGCUUGGUGCACCCUCAACGCCUCUCAUGGAGUUGAACGAAUUCCAACUCCCAAGUCACCCAUUGACAAAACCCAUGUCACCAAGAUCCUCAAACAGGCCAAGAACUUCCCCAAUUCCAUCCACAAGUGCCUCCUUGCACUCAAAGCCAUUGCCUUGGAGAGUGAAAGAAAUUGCACCCUUGUGGCUCAAUCCGAUGGAGCUUUUGAGUUUGUAGCCGCCGUUAUUAAGAGUGGUGGUGAGAAGAACAUUGGGUCCAUUGAAUUGGCGGUGGAAAUUUUGUUCCACAUCAAAUCCUCGGAAGCCCAUCUCAAGAAUCUCGUAAAUGGAGAUGGCAACUUCAUAAACUCUCUUACUUUUGUCCUAAAAAAUGGGAACUGCCAAUCGAGAGCCUAUGCCAUAAUGUUGCUCAAAUCAAGCUUGGAACUUGCUGAUCCAAUUCGGUUGAUGAGCAUUGAGAGGGAGCUUCUUAGUGAAAUUGUGCGCGUUAUACAUGAUCAUAUAUCUCACCAAGCCUCCAAAUCCGCGUUGAAGGUUCUAGCCGAGGUGUGCCCUUGGGGGAGGAACCGUGUGAAAGCGGUCGAGGGAGGGGCAGUCAGCAUGUUGGUGGAGCUUCUUUUGAACUCGACUGAGAGGCGGUGGUCGGAGAUAGGGCUGGUGAUUUUGGAUCAGUUGUGUGGGUGCGCGGAGGGACGAGAGAAGCUGAUGGAACACGGUGCUGGGGUUGCGAUUGUGUCGAAGAAAAUACUUAGGGUUUCAGCAAUGGCAAGCGAUCGAGCAGUGAGGAUAUUGUCAUCGAUAUGUCGGUUUUCGGCGUCGGUAAAGGUAGUUCAAGAAAUGUUGGAGGUUGGAGUUGUGGCGAAACUGUGUUUGGUGUUGCAAAUGGAUUGUAGCUCGAAGACGAGAGAGAAGGCAAGGGAUAUACUCAAGUUGCAUUCUAGGGUUUGGAGUAACUCUUCUUGUAUUCCGCCACAUUUGGCGUCGGCUUAUCCAUCGUCAUCGUCUUGAUUCUUAUUAUUCUUCUUCGUCGUCCUCAUCGUCGUCCUCGUCUUGUACAAACAUUCAAAACAUAGAUUAUUUUUGUGAGCAAAAGUUGCUUGCAAUUCAAAAGAAUGGUAUACAAUUUUCGGUUUUGUUCGUAC
This is a messenger RNA of Cucurbita maxima (winter squash), 1473 nucleotides long. Its product is annotated as E3 ubiquitin-protein ligase PUB23-like. Gene Ontology annotation, molecular function: ubiquitin protein ligase activity. Gene Ontology annotation, biological process: protein ubiquitination. NCBI's taxonomy places the organism in Eukaryota, Viridiplantae, Streptophyta, Magnoliopsida, Cucurbitales, Cucurbitaceae. The coding region runs from base 98 to 1339 and encodes 413 amino acids. The record is from RefSeq and is a predicted model, not a curated record. The transcript has a single exon.